UAAAGCCAGGUGUGUGAGUGCCGUGCUCCACUCCCAGUGUGUGUAGAGAGUACGUUUGUUGGUGAUUUCUGUGUCCAGGUUCUCAGCAGGUUGUGUAUGGCGGCUGUGCGACGUGCAGCUCGUUCGGCGCCUGAGUGCAGAAGCUCAGGAUGCGGUUCCAACGGUGGUCUGAUGGAGCCAGCUAUUGGUCCAGCCAGCAGCAGAGAUCCUGGAUCUUCAUUGCAUCCACAUUCCGUCUUUGGCCAGCCAGUCUUUUACGUUCCUGCUCCACCUGCCCCCCCUCUGGUCCACUGCCAGUGGCCCAUGCCUUUACCUUAUAACCCCUUCCCAGGCAUGAGCUACGACAUGGUUGUCCCCCCUCCACAGUUUCCCCCUCCCUUCUAUCUGAGGGCUCCAGCCUAUAUUCUACCACACCCUCAGGUUCAACCAGCUGACUACAGACGCUUUCUCCACCCACACGUCUGCUCUCAAGGUCCGUCAAAUCAGAACCUGAUGACUAGAAACCACCAGCCUCAAUCCGUCCCAAUCACCACCGUGUCCUCUGAGGUCCAAACGGAACCGGAAAGGAGCGCCGUAGGUGACCACGAUGCCCACUUGCCACCAGCCGGCUCAGAUUCUUGUUUAGAAACUGCUUCAGUCUCCACAUGCUUCUCAGGCUCGAGUUCUCCAAACGGAGAACCGGCAGGAGCUCCAGACUACGAGUUGCCCUGCUGUGAUGGAGACGGUCCGGUUGAGCUUGCCGACGGAUCAUGUUCAGGAGCGGAGGAGGAAAGCCAGAUGGAAAAGGAUGAUGCUGGUCAGCAUCAACUAGAUGUUUCCUUCUGGUCAGUAGAGUCUGUCGCCCCAUACAUCCCAUCUAAAGAGUGGCUCAUCCGUAAUGGCCUGGCUAGGCCUGAUGAGAUUCAAACCCCAAAUCAGGACCACGCUGAGGAGAUUAGAGAGGAAAGGAGGCAGAGCUUCAAGUUUUCUUUCUGUUCUGACAUGUUUUCUGGCUGCGUGUCUAAAGUCCACAAUGAAAACCAAAGUCUUCCAAAGGAAAACGUGUUGAAAGGAGAACAGGACAUCCUUCUCAGUGAGCAGAGGGAGCCAGAGGAAGAGCAGACUGUGGCUAACCCAGAAGAGUAUACCUCAUCUUUUCACCCUUCCAUGCUUAGUCAGGAUGUACCAACCAACACUGAGGAGGAAGGUGAAUAUCCUGCUGAACUUCCAAACCAGGAGUCUCUUGUGAAGGAGCAGGAGAAGAGUGCUGGAGUUCCUCUGGAAGAACUGAUCCUCCAUUCACCAGCAGAAGAGGGUGCUGAGAUGAGCGACGGCCCCGGCCUGAACAUACACGAGUCGUCCCCGUUCAAGGGCCAUUUAGUGGAUUUUGGUGUCCAGUGCGGUGAACUGCAGGUGCACAAAUGUGUGUGUGAGGAAAGGAGUGAAAUAAGACUUCAGCUCAAAAACUCAGAUGUGAAAGGUCAGAAGGACGAGACGAAGACGCUCUCCAGAAACAGAUGCGUUCAGAGGAGGAACAGACAUCAGAGUCUGUCUCCUUAAGGUUCCUGUCGCUGAACGGAGCAGCACAUUCUCUUGCAGGAAGUCCAGAAGGGGAGGUCCAGAGCAGCUGAACAAACGACGGAUCCUGUCCUCUGGGCAGUAGGCACGCUCAGACUGGACAUCGCUGUCCGCUGGCAUCGUUGUAGCUGACAAGCUAACGGAUGGAUGCGGUUUUAAUGUGUUUGUUUUGACAUCGUUGUGUGCAAAUGAUGGGCGAAACCCUGGAUUUUAGACUUUAAAAUGUGAUUUAUUUUUAUUGGUGGUUUGUGAAAUAAAUAAAAUGUUUUUCUAA
Molecule: messenger RNA, 1831 nt
Organism: Nothobranchius furzeri (turquoise killifish)
Lineage: Eukaryota; Metazoa; Chordata; Actinopteri; Cyprinodontiformes; Nothobranchiidae
Source: RefSeq, a predicted model, not a curated record